CAGCACAAAAGCCUCGCCUUCCUUCCUCGUCCCACUCCUUGUAUGUUUUUCCAUCAGCUCCCGAGGCCUAGAGUCUCGCUGCCCAUUGCCUACCAUUAGCAUUCUCCACGCAUUUGCGUACUACGCUUGAUGACUAGGUACUAGUAGCCCAGUCGCGAGAUGGUGUUUCGGCGGUUCUGCCUUCAAACCUUUGAGGUUUGGCUUACUACUCGGCUGCUGGCCAGUCCGACGUUUCACAGACUAGUCGGACGAGUCCAUCAAAAGGUCCAACAUCUGAGACAUGGGAUACCUCCCGAAGAAACUGGAGGUACCAAGAUAGACAAUCACGGAAACGGUUUAAACAAGUUUAUUGCAUACUUCAAGGAAGAGAUCAAAGACCAACUCAAAGGAAAGCCCCCGAAUAAGCUUUGAUGAUAGGCUCAAUUCGAUGAUUCCACAAGCUCCACAUACGAUUAUGACUACAAUGAUACCC
Molecule: messenger RNA, 472 nt
Organism: Aspergillus alliaceus
Lineage: Eukaryota; Fungi; Ascomycota; Eurotiomycetes; Eurotiales; Aspergillaceae
Exons: 4
Coding region: 160-411 (83 amino acids)
Source: RefSeq, a predicted model, not a curated record